Messenger RNA from Paramecium primaurelia, 1329 nucleotides. The record is from the annotation of a GenBank genome assembly. NCBI's taxonomy places the organism in Eukaryota, Ciliophora, Oligohymenophorea, Peniculida, Parameciidae.
AUGCAAAAAAAUGAAAACGAGUCACAUUUAGAAUUAUAUAAUCAAUCGCAUCAAGAACCUGAAUCAGACAUCUUAAACUUUAAUAAAUCCCCUUAAAAGGAUUUAUCAUUUUCUCCACAAUAAAAUGAGUCAUCAGAUAAUGAGAAAGGUUUUCAAAUAUAUAAUAAUUCACAAAAUUAAGAUCAAUCUUAACAAUAAGAUUAAUCACAAAAAUAGGAUCAAUCACAAAAACAUGAUGCCAAAAAAAAUUAAACAACUCCAAAUCUUUCAUAAGAAGAUGCAAUUAUUAUUGAAGAGGGUUCAUUAAAACUUCAAAUAGAAAAAGAAUCUAGCGCUCCUGAAAUUAAGGGAUAUGAAGAAUAACAAAAUCUCUAAGAUUCUUAACAAUAAAUAUGUAGUAUUUUAAUAAAAGUUUAGAAGAAUUUUAUUUAAAAUCUUCUUUUUAAAAAAAUAGAAUAAAAAUUAGACCCUGAAGAUUAUUUAAAAUUUACUUAAGAAUUCAAAAUUAUCAUUGGAUAAUAAUGGGUUGAAAUCAUUUAAAUAAAAAAAGAUGAUUAAUAACGUUUUAGAAACUUUAAUAAUCAAAUAAAAAAUUGUUGCUUUUAACAUAAAAUCCUUUAGCCUUAUUAUGAUUAUUUCGAAUAUAUACUAAAUUUUAAGAAUAUGAAUGCCCGAUAAUGUAUCAAAUUUAUUUAAAAUUUGAUUGAAAAAUUUCAAAAAUAAGAAAAUUUUAAAGGAUUAGAAGAAUUUAUUAAAAAUGGACAUGACAUUAUUGAUUUUGUUGAAAAGCUCAAAAUAUAAAAGUAGGACUAACAUAAAUAAAUAAAUUUUAAUUAGACUCAUAUGAAUAUUUUAUGCUUUGUUGGAUGGAUUAAUUAGAUAUUGGUUUAUAAAUUGAAUAAAUAAAUAGAAGUUUCUCAUUUAAAAAAUUAGAAUGAUGUAUUUGAAUAUUUAUAGGGCUAAUUAAAAUAAAUAAAAUAUUUAAACAAAUUAGAGGAAACAAAAAAAACAUUUAUUAUUUACAUCUAUUUUAAAUAUCAUUUAGAAAUCGAUGAUAAAAAAUUAGUGGAUUUAUUUAAUUUAAUUUAUAGAAAAGAUUAAUUCAAUUUUCUAGAGGUAAAUGCUGAUAUAAAAAAUUAAUAUUCUGCCUAUAAUGAUAUAUUUUAAUUUGCCUAUUCAAUAGAAGUAUAAGAACCCAAUCAUUUUUUAUAAGUAACUGUUAGAGAAUUUGAAACCUUUAUUAAAAAACUAAAAAAUAGAAAUAAAGUUAAUUAUUAAGUUUAACCUGAUUUAGAAACCAAGAAGAAAAUAUGCAGAGGAAGUUAAUGA